This is a messenger RNA of Helianthus annuus (common sunflower), 903 nucleotides long. RefSeq lists its product as uncharacterized. Gene Ontology annotation, molecular function: nucleic acid binding; zinc ion binding. The record is from RefSeq and is a predicted model, not a curated record. Bases 1 to 903 code for a protein of 300 amino acids. The transcript is spliced from 2 exons. Lineage: Eukaryota; Viridiplantae; Streptophyta; Magnoliopsida; Asterales; Asteraceae.
AUGACAUCAAGUUUGAGGAAGAGGGAUGAAGAAAGAAUGAAGAAGAAUGUUGAAAAUCUAAUGGAUAAUUUGAAGAAAGUCACUGAGGAAAUCAAAGUUGAAGCUGUUAAAGGGGAAGAUGUGAAGUUAGAAAAGGUUGAAGAAGCUGUUACUGAAAAACAGCAGGAUGUUGAAGAAGAAAUGACGAAAGAAGAAGAAGAAGAAGAGAAGAAGAAAAAUGAGAGUUUGGUUACUGGUAAUUAUGGUGAUAAAGUUGAUGCUGGUGAUGAGAAGAAGAGUGAAGCUGAUCAGAAGCAGACGGAAGAGAAAGCCGAGGUGCCAAUCACUGAGAUGUCAAAGGAAAUGGCAUGUGACCAAGAAAUUCAGGCUAAUAAUGGAAACUCUUUUGAUAAAAAUACUAUAGAAAAUAUAAUAGCUCAAGGAAUAUCGAACGCCAUACCUUCGAUCAUUGAAGCUAUUAAAAUUUCUAUGCCUAUAAACGAGAACUCUACUAUAUAUUGUAAGCAUACCCAUCACUUCAUACGUAGCCCUAGUAUCAACGGAAGUCAUGAUAUUCGUAUCAAAGCUCCAUCUUCCAAACGAAAGAGAACCACAACCUAUGGCUACUCCUAUAAGGAAUUCUACUCUAACAAAUCCUCCAAGGACAAAGGAAUGAAACCAGAAAUCGCACAACCUACCAGCAACAGCAAAAAGCACGCAAGAGAACGUUAUUUUAAGAAGACACUUCGUUGUAACUACUGCAAGAAAGCUGGACAUGUACCAGAGGAAUGUAGAAGGAAAAGGGAAAAUAACGCAUGUUACAAAUGUGGAGAUCCAGGUCACUUCCGUCACUACUGCCCAAAACUAUCUAAGGCCCCCGACAACGAGAACAGAAACCCAGAUGAAGCUGAGAAGAACGCAUAA